AUGGAUUUUCUUAACUUUUACUUACCCCAGCCGCUCGCUUUGCAGGUCUCGCUACAUCCUGUCCCGACGGGAACGGAAGACGACGUGAGGACCUGGCGGUUCACUCCCAAUGGCGAGUUCACCCUGCGUACGGCCUACGAGCUGACGGAUUCCACGGCGGACCAGAAUCUGAGCCAACCCAUCUGGAAAUCGGUGUGGCGGGCGCCGACGCUGCAAAGAAUUCGAGCUUUCCUUUGGCUCUUGAACCACAACCGGCUGCUGACGAAUGCGGAGAGAGGAAGGAGGCACCUCACGACGACCACCGACUGUAAAAUCUGUGGAGAUGGCCCGGAAACGACGUUGCAUGUCCUCCGGGAUUGUCCAUACGCGCGGGCGACCUGGGCGGAUCUACUGGGAGAGGAGCCCGACUCCAGUUUCUUCGAGCAAGAUAUACACAGGUGGUCCUUGUACUACAUCUCUGAUAAGAGCGAUACCAUUGAUAGCACUCUUUUUGCAGGGACUUGUUGGCUACUGUGGAAGAACCGGAAUGGUUACGUGUUCCGAGGGGAGCUGAAAACCCAUGCACAAAUCCAGUUCCAUGCAAAACAGCUCCGCGACCAAACCAUCCAAGCACUGGAGAAGGAGAAUGUGAUUUUUGGAGGAGGGGGACUCCGGGAACAGCGCCAAAUUGGCUGGCAACCACCGGCGCAGGACUGGGUCUGUGUCAAUACAGAUGGCUCAGUCACCAUUUCUCCAGAGGGCACGAGCUGCGGCGGCAUCAUACGGGGGAGUGAUGGCCGCUUUCUUAAGGCAUUCACUGCGAACCUUGGCGGGGGUUCGAUCACUCGCGCGGAGCUGGCUGGUAUUGUGUAUGGGUUGGAUCUCGCCUGGGAACAGGGAGCCAGGAAGGUAAUUCUACAGACUGACUCGUCCACUGCAAAGAACCUGAUAGACAAGGCGACACCGAGGCACUCUCACUUCACACAGGUCGCGGAGAUCCGACAGAGACUGAAUCGUGAUUGGACAGUUCGGAUUGAGCAUGUGUUCCGCGAAGCUAAUUUCGCCGCGGAUUAUUUGGCUUCUUUGGGCCACUCCCGUUCGAUUGGUGUUCAUACUUUAGAUAGACCGGAUACUAAACUCCUGUACUGGCUGUUCUUUGAUCGUGUGGGGGGUGUAACACCCCGCUUUGUUCGUUCUUAA
Messenger RNA from Linum tenue, 1179 nucleotides. The record is from the annotation of a GenBank genome assembly. NCBI's taxonomy places the organism in Eukaryota, Viridiplantae, Streptophyta, Magnoliopsida, Malpighiales, Linaceae.